AUGUGCCGCUUUGUUGUCUAUAAGGGGACGUCUCCCGUUGAAUUGUCGCAUCUUCUCACCAAGCCAUGUCAUUCCAUCAUUAAUCAGGCUUUCGACUCGAGACUUCGACUCGAUCGACGGAGACCCAUGAACGGUGAUGGAUUCGGUGUCGGUUGGUAUGACUCUGUUUAUGAUGAAGAAUCCUACCAGCCCUGUAUAUUUACAUCAAUAACUCCAGCAUGGAAUAAUGUGAAUCUUGUGCGGCUAGCCGAAAAAAUCAAGUCUCCUCUGGUCUUUGGUCAUGUUAGAGCAACAACAGCGGGCUCGCUUUCCCUCGAUAACUGUCAUCCUUUUGUUCAUGGACGACUAAUGUUCAUGCACAAUGGAGGGAUCGCGGACUUUCCACUUGUCAAGAGAAGACUCCAAGCUGAUCUACCUGAUGUCGCUUUCAAUAAAGUGCAAGGGAAUACAGGCGAGGAAUUUUAUAAUACCUUAUUCGAUGUGUUACUGAACUUCUUUGCAGACUCCGAAUGGGCUUUCGCGUUGUUCUUGUCAAAGCUUCCAGACCCCAAUGCGAAAUCAUUCACCACAGCCAUGUUAAGGGAUGCUAUGUUUAAAACCAUAGCUUCCUUGAACCAUUAUGCGGAAGAAGCGGGCAUUACAGAGCCCAGUUUAAUGAACUUUUGUGUCACUGAUGGAGAAACGGUUAUUGCCACUCGCUAUAUAUCUUCCAAGACAGACGAGGCCGCGUCACUGUGGUACUCUUCUGGAACAACUUUCAGCGAAUUCGGUGGAGGAGGUCAUUACAAAAUGUCAAAAGCUGACAAACGAGAAAAUAUCAUCAUGGUCGCAAGUGAACCUCUGACGUUUGAAAGAGCGGAUUGGAUGGAAAUCAAAACGAAUAACAUGGUCGUGGUUACCCCAAAGAUGAAUCUACUUCAGAUACCUAUUGUCGACAAGUUUUAUGUACCUCCUUCAGACCCAGCAUCUCUCACCCGUACGACAGAGUUUGCCCGAGAGAAAGGUCUUUUAGUACCAAGAAGCAUGGAAACAAUGGAAUCGGAAGAAUUGCACUGA
This is a messenger RNA of Lentinula edodes (shiitake mushroom), 1056 nucleotides long. RefSeq names its product N-terminal nucleophile aminohydrolase. The record is from RefSeq and is a predicted model, not a curated record. The transcript has 11 exons. The coding region runs from base 1 to 1056 and encodes 351 amino acids. NCBI's taxonomy places the organism in Eukaryota, Fungi, Basidiomycota, Agaricomycetes, Agaricales, Omphalotaceae.